Molecule: messenger RNA, 1179 nt
Organism: Phycodurus eques (leafy seadragon)
Lineage: Eukaryota; Metazoa; Chordata; Actinopteri; Syngnathiformes; Syngnathidae
Product: glucose-6-phosphatase catalytic subunit 1-like
Biological process (GO): gluconeogenesis; glucose 6-phosphate metabolic process
Cellular component (GO): membrane
Molecular function (GO): glucose-6-phosphatase activity
Source: RefSeq, a predicted model, not a curated record
AUGAGCAUGCGUCUGGGUGGUGGGCUCCCGGGCUAUAAAAACAAGCCGCCGUGUCACCAACGGCGACACUCUACACUGACUCGUGCGUUGCCGCUAACAAUGUUUCAUGUUAUUAUGGACACCAUGCAGGGCUUUGGGGUGAGCAGCACCCGCUACCUGCAGACCAACUACCAGGAUGCCCAAGGUUUGUUCCUCUGGGUGUCAUGGGCAGCAGAUCUCAGGAACACUUUCUUCAUCUUCUUCCCACUCUGGUUCCACCUCCGGUCGUCAGUUGGCAUCAAGCUCAUCUGGGUGGCUGUCAUCGGAGACUGGCUCAACCUGGUGUUCAAAUGGAUUCUGUUUGGGGAGAGGCCCUACUGGUGGGUCCACGAGACGCCUUAUUACGCCACCAGUGUUCGCCCUGAUAUUGAGCAGUACCGCAUGACCUGUGAGACGGGUCCAGGAAGCCCCUCCGGUCACGCUAUGGGAGCAGCGAGUGUCUACUACACCUUGGUUACAUCCAUUCUCGCCAUCGCAGCCACCAAGAAGAAACACGGUGGAAGGAAGUCCUCCAACAACAGCUACCUGAAGGCAGUCCUUUGGACCGUGUUCUGGGGAGUCCAAGUGUGCGUCUGUCUGUCGAGGGUCUUCAUCGCUGCCCACUUCCCACACCAGGUCGUUGCUGGAGUCAUCACAGGUAUGAUCGUGGCCGAGGCCUUCAACAGAACCCAGUGGAUCUACAGAGCCAGCAUGAAGAAGUACUUCUACACAACACUUUUCCUGACUUCUUUCGCCGUGGGGUUCUACCUGCUUCUCAGAGUCGUGGGUGUAGACCUCUUGUGGACGCUGGAUAAGGCCCAGAGAUGGUGCGCCAGGCCCGAGUGGGUCCACCUAGACAGCACACCGUUCGCAAGCCUCCUACGCAACAUGGGCACGCUGUUCGGCCUGGGCCUGGGCCUGCACUCGCCAUUAUACACCGAGACCAAGCGCAGCAGCAGUGCGGUGUCCCGGGUUGGCUGCAUCGUUGGCUCUCUGCUGCUACUGCACCUCUUCGACUCCUUCAAACCACCCACGCACACUGCUGCCCUCUUUUAUCUGCUCUCCUUUUGCAAGAGUGCCACCGUGCCCGUGGCGACCGUCAGCAUCAUCCCCUACCUGGUGAAUAGCGCGCUGGGCUUGCACAGCAAAAAGGCAGCGUGA